Messenger RNA from Lingula anatina, 6482 nucleotides. Its product is annotated as oxidation resistance protein 1. The record is from RefSeq and is a predicted model, not a curated record. Gene Ontology annotation, biological process: response to oxidative stress. Lineage: Eukaryota; Metazoa; Brachiopoda; Lingulata; Lingulida; Lingulidae. Gene Ontology annotation, cellular component: nucleus.
UCACAUUGAGACUAUUUACACCGUGGAAAGAUUCACCCGCAUCAACUGCCUUCUAUCGUGUAUUAACAGGACUUCUCUAUUGAAUUAUCUGCCGUGUUAGCGUUUCCCACUCUCAUAGCUUUUCAAUAUUUCCCGGUCCUUGCCCCCUCGUAAAUCAAUGGCAGCGUUCAGACGUCAGUGUUAACAAAGGCAGGAGGGAACAUUAACUACAGAGUGCAGGUGCAACACACAGUUAAUGGAGAGAUCGAACAUCCGGGUCGAUUCACGGCGUUAGACGUGCAUCUUAAGAGAAGAAGUGGGGAUUUUUUUUCCGGGAAGAACGGCUUUUAAUCCCCGCGAUGCUCUCCGAGGAGAGAUUGGGCGCGCCGCGGCGCAAACUGGAGUGUUUUAAACUGACCAAAGGCCGAAAGUGAAACAUCUUAAGAGUGACGACGCGCCCUUCUCCCUUAAAAUGGAAGGAGAGCCGGGACCAGCGGACGUGACAACGCUAAGGAAGUUCGUCAGAGAGCGUUCUAAUUCCUUCCGAGAUUGGUGGAGAAGUAAGCGCGCCCCCCACCUGAGAGAGGGUGGCAAGAGUAAAUCCGAGGAUGGAUUCAAGCAGACAGCAAGCACAGGCAACAUGGCAAGCCAGUCAGAACCUGGCGGCGGUGGGGGCGGGAUUUUCUCCAUCGGAGGAACGGCUUCUUCUCCGCCCCCCUGGACCAGUCUAUCAGAGGAAGUGAAGAGGAAGCUGGACGAGAUCGAGAAUAAACCAAGGAGUAUGACAGAAAUGGUGACGGACCCUGGGGAUGCUGGGAAUGGAAAGAAGAAAGGACGCCAGGUGGUACAACCCAAGGGUACCAUUGUUUAUGAGGUGAGAGAUCGAGACUCUUUGACAAGCAUUGCUGCUAAGUUUGACACCACUCCUUCUGUACUGGUGAAAAUCAACAGACUGGUGACUAGAGUUGUAUUUCCAGGGCAGAAUAUAUUUGUCCCAGACAAGGACUACGUCCCCAGUGAACCUACCUCGCCAGUGGAGAGUCCGACAUCUUCUGCUACAUCCAACCCUUUGAAGAUUGCAGUAGGUCGUGUGGAGCCAGAUCUUCACACGCCAUUACGAAGUCCUGGACAUGCUGAGAGAGUAUUUCCAUCAUCACCGCCGCAAGAGGUCCACGAGAUUGAACCUCCUAAGCCACUCUCUGAGGAUGAGGCCAAGAAACUGGAUGAGGAAUGUUAUGAAAGAUUUAUCAAGCUCAAUGUUCGAUAUAUAACAGAUGGACAGGGAGUGGUCAAGGGCGUCCUGCUGGUCACCCCCAACGCUGUGAUGUUUGACCCAGAUGUCAGUGACCCCUUGGUCCAGGAGAACAGUCCAGAAAUGUACGGCAUGAUCGCUCCCAUGGACAUGAUCAUCAGUGCCGCCAUGUACCAUGACAUUUCUAUUAUGAAGUUGAAAGGGGAGGCAGUAGGUAUGAAACCCUCUGCCAAGGUGUACCAUGCUCCCGACUGUGCAAUACACAGAGCUGACCAAUCAGAAUCCGAAGCCGCAGAGGUCACGCCACCAACCAGCCAAUCAGAACCCAUCACAGAAGAAGACAUAGCUGAUGCAAAAAUCAAGGAGAAAAGAGACAGAUUUAAGCGAGCAAGAACAGUUAGCGCAUGCUCCUGUGGGGCCGAAAGGAUUGUUUCUGAAGCUCUAGAGAAAGUUCGUAGAAGUUCCAUAGACCAUGCGGGGAUAUCUCCCAAGGUUCACGAUGGUCAUAGUCACAAUGACAAAAAUGAAGAUGGGGAUGGCAAAAAUUUAGUGCAAAUUACCACAGUAAUGAGUACGGAAGACAAAAGCACAGGUUCAGUAACUGGUUCCAAUGUAGGUGCAUCAGAAGCAGCUACAACUCAGUCAGAUAGCUCUGUGAUAUCCCAAGAUUCAAAGACAAAAAUGUCCGACGUUGCCAAAGCCAAUGACUCAGCAGAUUUCGACCCUCUCCAAAGCAGCAAUAGCUUGGAGCAGGAGGUCCAUUUGUCAGAUAUUAACGAAGUUCCUCUGGUCAAGCAAAAAGACAUCCCUCACCAUCACCAUCACCAUCACCAUGUGGGCCCUCACGUAACUGACCAUAAUCCCGUGGCGCCCCCUGAUGAUCCAAUCCCAGAAGUCUCUGAAGCAGAGGACAUUCCUCUGGAGCAACUGGUGAAGGACGACCACGAACUGAGCUUCCAUAGUGAGAAAGACAAUGGUGAUGAUGUCGACGAUGACUUCACAGACUCUCUCCAGAAAGAAGACGGCCUGACGUAUCCACUGGAAGGUAAGAUGAAUGAAUGUGCAGAGAGCGAUCCAGAGAAUGUCCUCUUUUCGUUGGGUUCUAGCGCUGAUAGUGGAGGAGGGAUGCCAACCAAUCAGCUUGAUUUCUCGCCAUCGCCCCAAAGGAAAUUAAGCAACAUACUUUACUAUGUGCAUGAUAAUGAAUUGAGGGAGAAAGGGACUCAGAUCCGAUCAAGGUCCAAUAAUGUAGGCCAAGGUGAAGGUCAAUUAGGUGACUAUUCAAUAUCAGCCCCUAGCGACAAUGUCAAAAAUGGUGGCGAUGCCAUUCAUGAUAAUUGUGGUAUUUGUGAUUAUUUGCCUAAAACGGACACUGCCUAUAGCGUGCUAGAGCUUCUUGACCCAGAUAACCCUGCUGCACCGAUCUCACAAUCCCCUGAUAAGCAACCAGCGAUCUUUGGGUCGUGGGUCAGCCUUUCUAGUAACCCCAAUCUUAGCACCUUUGUAGAUUUCUCCAGCGGGAUGUUCUCCAGUAGCAAGCAGGACCGAGGACGGGUCCAGGAUGUGCACGAUCUCGAAGAGCACGUGCCGCAAAACUACGAACAACGUGACAGCAGCUGUGAUGGCUUUGUUCGCAAAACGGCCAAUACGUUAUGGUAUCAGCGUCCUCCUACUGAUACAGAAACACACAGUGGUGAGGCAAAUAGAGGGUUUGGGUCAUCUGGUCGGUUCAAGAAAGGUUACCAGCGGUCAUCGUCAGGGGUGGACAUCGAGGUGGAAAGUCUGGUCAAAGUUGAAGACCGUCCAGAGCUGUUUAAGUCCAUUGAUGGUAAGUGGUCAGUCUGGCUGCCCAGGGGGACAGGUCUCAAGUGUACAGUUUUUGUCAAAGGUCUUAUGUCAUGUUUUGUUGAUCUUAAGUUUAUUUUUGUAUAUGUUUUGUAUUUUUGUUUCCCCAUUCCUACAAACUCCAUUCCAGAUCUCCUCUUCAAGUGUGCCUCUCCCACCAGCUUGGAUGAGCCUCCGUUAUAUCUGUGUCUAAAGGUGGGAAUUCCCAUCAACAAACCCGUCUCCAAGACUUGCCCCAUUGAGUCCUACAGCAAGAAGAAGAAGAAGCCUGAAUACUGGUUUGCCAUACCUAGGGACAAGGUGGACCACUUGUACGCAUUUUUCAUCCAAUGGUCUCCGAACAUCUACGGAGACGAGUCUGACAUUGACCCUCAGGAACGAGGCUUCGUUAUGAUCGGUGAGGACGAGGAGGAAGAAGAGCUGGCGCUGGAGGAGGAGCACUUUGUCACGCCAUCGAAACGAAUUCCAAGACGAUUAACCCGAGUUGUCUCCAAGGAUUGGGAGGUGGUAAGCAUGGACGAGGCUCGCAGACGUCUGGAGGCUCUAGAAGUAGAAGACAUGUUACCAUUGCCAGAGCUGAUAGGCAAGUCUGCCAUUCUAGAAGAGGAGCACAUUAAAGCUCUGAACAAGAAACUUCCCCCUAGGGCGGAGGGUUACCCCUGGACUCAGGUCUACAGUACAGAGCAGCAUGGUUUUAGUCUCCACACACUGUACAGACUCAUGCAGGGACUGGACAACCCAGUGAUGAUUGUAAUCAAAGAUACAGAUGAACAGAUAUUUGGGGCCCUGACAUCUGACCCAAUCAAAGUGAGCGAUCAUUUCUACGGCACUGGGGAGACGUUCCUCUUCACCUUUUAUGAGGAAUUCAAGACAUACAAUUGGACGGGAGAGAACACAUUCUUUGUGAAAGGAAAUCAGCACAGUCUGGCCAUAGGAGCAGGAGAAGGUUUAUUUGGUCUGUGGCUGGAUGAGGACUUCUAUCACGGAAGAACCCACUUCUGUCAGACCUUUGGCAACGAACCCCUAACUAUAAAAGAGGACUUUGUUGUGAAAAACGUGGAAGUCUGGGCGUUUCUCUUUGAUUGGCGAUAGCUACAUGUGUAACAUACUACCCAUAUGCAGCAGGACACUUGUAAAUAGGUCACUAUGAUUCUAUUAAUAGAUUGUAUAUAGGUCACUGUGAUGCUAUUAAUAGACUUCAGGAGGAUGGAUAAUGUCCAGUGCUAUGUAGGCAAGGAAGUGAAUAAUUCCAAAAUGGCUGUCAUGUUCCAAAAUGGCCACCUUGCUUGUCUUUCAUCUUUGUGCCAUGUGUUAGUGCUGGUGAAGGUAUUUUAUUGAAUUGUUCAAGUGAAGUACUUCAGUGUAAGUUUAUUGCACUCUUCUGGAGAGAUAAGUAAUGUCUGCAUCACAGCACUCCCAUUUUUUUCUUUUUUAAUGGAAGCACUGCUCAAUGUAUUAAGUGUGUAUUGAUGUGGAAAUAAUUCCUGAUUUGCCUAGCUGGAAUUUUAGUACAUCCUGACAUGGUGAACAGACUGUGCUUUAUCAAGGCUUUAUCAAGGCUCCACUGGAGAAUAACAGAUUUUGAGGAGAGGGGAAGGACAGGUUGCUCAAGAUCAGUGAUGGUCAGGUGGUCAGAGGGUGGGUCUGGUCACAUAUUUGGCUAUGUUAACAAUUUUCUUUUAAAGUUGACAAGCAGACAAGAACGGAUCUCAGAGCUUAUAGCUUCUAGAGGUAACCAGUCGCUUUUAUGGCCAGUUCCUUCCACCAACCUAGAACUUUUACAGGGUUUGAACACUGCUGCUGUUUGUCAUUCACUUAUGAACUUUUAACAAAGAUUGUGUGAGUGAAGAGACAAUAUUAAAUGGUGUCCAUAGGACAAAAAAGAAUUUCUGAAAUCCAUAUUCAUAACAGUUUGUAGAUGCAAGAUGCAAUGCAGCAAAUAUGUCUGCAGUUUAUCCAAGAAAUCGGAGAUGGUGUUGAAUACAUAUACCAAGUAUUAACAGUAAUUUCAGUAUGUGUGGUUAAAUUCAAUUAAUUCAAACAACAUGGAGCAAUAAUCCCAGGUGGGGCUUUGGACAGUGUUUGGUACUUAGAAUGUAUCUCUACCACAUUAUGUUCUUUUAAUUGCAAGAACGCCAAGCUUUAAGAUGACUUUGGGUUGGCAGUGACCAGGUUCUUCAUAUAUUAUUAGGGAUUUAGAGACACCUGUCUGCCAAGAAGACAGACUUGUGGAGAAACAUGAAGCUGUGUGUUUGGAGAGACAUGAAACUGUCUUUGUGGAGAGACAAGAAAGUGUUAUUGCCUUCCUGUUAUUAUUACUAUCAACAAUCCAAAAACUUGGGAGCAUGUACAAAUGAAUGAGUCAAAUUUUCCCUUGGAAUUGAGUAUUCAGUGUUUCAGGUACAAAGCAUGGUGUUCCUGUUGUUAUCCCUACAGUUAAAAUUAUUAAUGUUGGUUUCUAAGACAUGAAGAUAUACAGUACAUUGUUAAAUGUACAGAAUGUGGACACAGAUGUUAAGUAUUAUAGUACAAAUUGUAAGAUAUCCAAGAUCUUCUAAUUUUUUUUAGUGAAAGGAGGAUUGCCUAAGAUUUAGACAAAGCUUAUUUCACUCCAAAUUUACCUUUUAAGUUUUUAUUUUAUGCAUUGGAUUAAAAUAGGCAAAAAGUAUUCAAUUUGCAUUAUGGCUUUCCACAUCCUUUGCAGCUUAUGGGCACAAAGGAUAAAUAUGAAAUCCAAUGCUACAUGGUAAAUAUUAUAAUAAUUUAUUAUGUGUAAUGAAAAAAUGUUCCCAUAUUUUAAAGUUGAUACACCGUUAAAGCAUGGAAGGAACACUGGUAGGUGUAACAUGCAAUUACAUUUAACUGGCAGUUAAUAUGUUUAAGUGCCGAUUGAAAUCCCGCUGAUCUUGACCAUCGGUGCCACCUAUAGUUCACAAAUAUCUGGCAGCAGUCAAGAAUUUUGGUGCAAGUGUCAUUCUAGUAUUUGUGCAAUAUGUGCGGUGUAUAGUUAUACUUUAGGCCUCACAAAUUUGCUGAGUUGAUUAAUGAGUACAAGCGACCCAAAUUUUGAGAAAUUGGAGUUUUUUCGCUUUUUUUUUGCAAAUUAAAAAUUGCAAUUUGCAUUAAUUUUGUCGGAAAAAAAUUAUACCAUUUUGUUUCUGCUCAAAUUGCCCACACUGGAUUUGCUAAUUCUUCCCCUUAUUAUAUGGAUCCUGAUUACAUAUUAUAUGCAUGUUAACCAACUCUGCACUUAUGUUUGGCCUAAAAGGAGAAAUGUUUGUCGGAAAUAUGUUAACAAUUGCUUCAAUGUUGUUGUUGAGGUUAUUCACCAUUAAAAUGCUUCAAUAUUAAAUUUGUUGGUUUAUAUUUUCUUUAGGCAGCAAGAGAGAUGUAGUCACAAACACUU